GUUUGCCAGUGUUUUCCACCGAUAAGAACUGCCAAUUUUGGUAGGCACUUGAGAGAUUAGUGACACCAAUCGCAACGGCCAUAAAGGGUUCGAUUAGCAUAGAGAGGAGCGGCUCCGUGGCUCAGUUGCAACCAUGAUCUUGACCACCACAUUCCUGUGCUUCUGCGUGGCCUCGGCCAUCAACUAUUUCAGGACGCGCCGGCAGCGGUCGCUGAUCAAGAAUCUCGGAGGACCCUUCUCCUGGCCCCUGAUGGGGGCGAUGCACAAGCUGCUGUUCCUCAAGCCGCAAAAUUUCUUCCAGCGUAGCCACGAGUAUCUGGCUAAGUACGGAGCUGUGACCCGCCUCUGGGUCUUCCACAGACUCUUCAUGCCGCUGGCGGACCUCGAGCUGGCCAAACAAGUCCUGCAGAGCGAGCAACAUCUGGAGACGGGCUAUGAGCUGAUGCGGCACUGGCUGGGCGGCGGCGUUCUCAUGUGCGACAAGAACCAGUGGACCCAGCGUCACGGGCUCAUAGGCAGCAUCUUUAACAAGGGAAACAUGCUGCCGCUGACGGAGCUGUGUCGCCAGCAGGCGGUGCUACUGCAGCUGACACUGGCGGACCAUGCAGAACAACGCGAUGUGUUCGAUGCUUGGACGAUUGUGGCACCCGCUGUGCGGGAUCUGAUGGUACUGACCACUUGCGGCGUGCGCCCCAGCGAGGGGUAUUCCGAGGCCUUCACUUGCCUCACGGAGAUCUACCGAAAGCGAUUCCUGAGCUUGCAGUCGGUGAACCGCUUCACCUUCUGGGUCAGCUCUCCCCUAUUACGGCGGCGACAGGCGCAACUCAUCAAGCAACUGAAUGACGAGCACAAAGAGCACAUCGAUCGAUGCCGAAGACUGCAGAAGCAGGAGGAGCAACUCAAGGCUGGAAACGUGGUGGUGGAUCGCAUUGACCCACUGCCUGCGCAGUGGCAUCAAUCACUGCUGGAGAUUCUGCUGGCCAGCAACCAUAAUCCCGAAAUCUCGGACGACGACAUCUGUGCAGAGCUGAAUACCUGCAACUAUCUAGGAUACUUGCUCUGCAGCUCGGCCCUCUGCUUCUCCCUAGUCACGAUUUCCCGUCAUCCGGCUGUUCAGCAGCGCUGCCUGGAGGAGCUACGGAAGGCUCAGAGAGAAGACCAGAGCUGGGACGUGCGACGGCUGCCCUACCUGGAGGCCGUGCUGCUGGAGACGCUGCGCCUCUACCCACCCCAAGUCAUUGUCGGCCGCCACUUGACCGAGGAUAUGCCCUACACUCAUAGCGAGGUGGGGGACGGCACUCUACCCUUUGGCGCCGAGAUAUAUGUGAAUCUCUUUGAAAUGCAGCGCAACGAGGACCGCUAUCUGAAUGCGAGCCACUUUCGGGCGGAGAGAUUUCUGGAGUCCCCGCCAGAGAUCUACAGCUUCAGCAUGGGUCCACGCUGCUGUCCGGCCAAGCAGUUCAGCAUGGUGCUGCUCAAGACCCUAAUCGCCCCAAUCCUCUUAAACUUCGAGCUGCUGCCCUAUGGUGAUGCCCCUCGCCUCGACUUACGACUCUCUCUGGGCUCAUCUAAUGGCUUUCAAUUGGCUCUGAAGCCACGAUAGGAUCACAAGGAUGGACCCGUUUAAUAAUACUGUUUAAUAUUUAUGAAUAUAUUUUGGAAUGUAAUAAUGUAAACUCUAAAUGCACGAAUGCAUCAGAUCAACA
Molecule: messenger RNA, 1706 nt
Organism: Drosophila persimilis
Lineage: Eukaryota; Metazoa; Arthropoda; Insecta; Diptera; Drosophilidae
Gene: Cyp316a1
Product: probable cytochrome P450 316a1
Exons: 4
Coding region: 134-1603 (489 amino acids)
Molecular function (GO): iron ion binding; monooxygenase activity; oxidoreductase activity, acting on paired donors, with incorporation or reduction of molecular oxygen
Source: RefSeq, a predicted model, not a curated record